Molecule: messenger RNA, 4450 nt
Organism: Asterias rubens (European starfish)
Lineage: Eukaryota; Metazoa; Echinodermata; Asteroidea; Forcipulatida; Asteriidae
Product: bifunctional heparan sulfate N-deacetylase/N-sulfotransferase 4-like
Exons: 12
Coding region: 437-3205 (922 amino acids)
Cellular component (GO): Golgi apparatus
Molecular function (GO): heparan sulfate N-sulfotransferase activity; deacetylase activity
Source: RefSeq, a predicted model, not a curated record
AUGUAUCGUUUCUCCCGUGCAAGCUGUGAUUCCAGCCAGGACUCUGCAAGAUCUUGUUCGGGUACAUGAAAUGCGUCUUCCGGUCAGUGGACCCUCGGAGGUUUUGAAGACCUUGACAUCGUUUUGAUUACUUGUGUUCCGUUUCUGCAGUUGAUUUUGAAUUCCCAUUGGGUUCGAUCAAUGUUGAUUAAAGGAUGACAAUCUCGUCCUUGUGUUUGAUUAACCGGCGCGGUUUCGUUGGAUAGAGGAGGCGUAUCAGUGGGACCAGCCGUCGAUUUCACCGAAACUCUUCCUAACUUUAGGAUUAAUCUUAGUUCCGUAUCCAGAGACACUUGGACGCAUUGAACCCAUCCUAAGUUAGAACGAGAAACUCGUCCUAACAGGAUUCAUCUUAAUAGGGUUUCGUGAAGUCAGUUGCAGUACAGCUUAACUAACAAUGGACGCCAUCUGUAGCGCAAUAAUGAGGCAGGCAAAACGCUACGGAACACCCAGGAGCUUGAAGAAAACUCUGCUUUUUGUGGCCGUAGUAAGUAGCGUCUUCGUAUGGUAUCUGAGUUACCACAUGUUACCGUCAAGGAAUGUUUCCCUAGUAAAAGAUCAGUUGGAAAAGUCCAUCACUGUGAAAGAUCCACUUUACUCAUCUCAGACCGGGACCAGGCGCGCCACGCUACCCACAAACACGACGCGUGUGCCGUCUCCAUUUGGUGAUAGACUUGGUACAAAUCGUUCAAGAGCGUCUGAGACUCUUAUGAAACAGAACAUAACAGAGAGGGACACUUGGACGAAUGUGCGCUUCAAUAAGACAGUGGAACCUACCAUUCUGGUUGUGACGAAUCAAUUUCUUAUAAGCUCUGACUUGACCAACGCCCUAAAAGCAAACAACAUCAAAUUUGACAAGGUCUAUGCGUCAACGCUGGUAACAUCUUGGCCAGCUUUGGAAGACAAUGACACAGGGAAAUAUUUUGUCAUAUUAUUCCAGAGCAUUGUAAUCUUACAUGACCUCAAUACUGAAUUACUCAGUACAAUAUAUGAUUAUUGUUAUAAAUACAAUGCGGGAAUUAUAGCGUUUUCUCAACAAAUGAGCAAAACUACAAAGUAUAAGAAGCUUUACCCUCUACCCAUGACCAUGGAACAUGGUCAGUCUUUGCGCGAUAUCUCCGUCAACCCCACUGCUGGUGACGUCUUGCACAUCACAAAACCCGGGCAGGGAACGAGAGGUAGUCUCCCGUCCAGCAGUUGGACUGUCUUUAAGUCUGACCUCCCCUCAUACAGACCUUUAGUACAGGCCAAGAAGGUUACUCCGGCAAAGUCACUGAAUCAAACAUCACAGGAGAAGGAGAUACUUUACGCAACUGUGCUUCUAGAUGAUGGAGAUUAUGAUGGUAUUCAGAAAAUAUUUAUCGGCAAUGACUUGAGAUUCUGGCUUCACUACGUCUUAUUUCUGGACAGUAUUUCUUACCUCUCCCACGGACUUCUUAGGACGUCUCUUGACAGAUACAUCCAAGUCGAUAUCGAUGAUGUAUUUGUCGGGAAGAAUGGUAGAUUGACUCACUUAGAUGUUCAGGCUUUGAUCAACCAGCAGCAAGUCCUAUCAAACAAAGUUCCAGGGUUUACCUUCAAGCUCGGCUUUUCUGGAAGAUCCUUCGGCUCAGGGAACGAGGAUGAGAAAAAAGGAGAUCUGGCGUUGGCGAAAAAUGCCCACGUGUUCUCCUGGUUCCCGCAUAUGUGGGGACACGCGCAGGCGCACACGUAUGACAACAGGAGUAAGCUUGUCAGUGAAAUGAAGAUGAAUUAUCAAUUUGCAAAGAGCCAAAAUAUCACUGUAUACGAGUCGUACGCAGUAGCCCCCCACCACUCUGGAGUUUACCCCGCCCAUGAUAUGCUGUACGAUGCCUGGAAGGAGGUUUGGGGCACAAAGGUCACAAGCACGGAGGAGUAUCCGAACUUGUUACCAGAUUGGAACCGCAAGGGAUUCAUAUUCAAAGAUAUCAUGGUGCUCCCGAGGAAAACUUGUACCCUGUAUACAAAGAACUUGUUGAUGAGCAACUACACCGGUGGGAAGAGCGGGUUGGACGGCGUGGUUCGAGGGGGAGAAGUCUUCAAGACUGUCAUCAGUAAUCCCAUUAGCGUGUUCAUGACACACAUGCCGAACUAUGCGCGAGAUCGUUUGGGUCUGUAUUUGUUUGACGAACUCGUGACAUUUAUACAAAGAUGGACUAAUAUCAAACUUAAGACGGCUUCUCCUGUCAAGAUGGCACAGAUGUACUUUGAAAGACACCCGGAGGAACGAGAACCAAAGUGGAUGAACCCAUGCAGUGACAAGCGUCAUCUACAAAUAUUACCAAAACUCCAAAGUUGUGAUCGACUCCCUCAGAUAUUGGUGCUUGGACCACAGAAAACAGGCACUGCGGCGCUGCGUGCAUUUAUGUCAUUGCACCCAAACCUUGCCAGUAACUAUCCUAGUAAAGAAUCGUUUGAAGAGAUGCAGUUCUUCUCAAACUCCAAAUACUACGCUAGAGGCCUCGAAUGGUAUAUGAGUCAUUUUCCGCAAGUCAGACAUAACCCAACGGAUAAGGACCGUAUUUUAUUUGAGAAAAGCGCAACCUAUUUCGAUAGUGAAAAUGCACCGAAGAGGGCGCACCUGUUACUUCACAAAGCGAAACUCAUCACUAUUUUGAUUGAUCCAGCAAAGAGGGCGUACUCCUGGUACCAGCACGAACGAGCCCAUGAAAAUCCAGCUAGCCUGAACUACACGUUUUACGAUGUGAUAUCAGCAUCAGAUGGUCCUGGAACACAUCCAAAGGUUGUUUCUCUGCGAAACCGAUGUCUCAACCCGGGAAUGUACGCCAAACAUGUCAGCUCAUGGCUGUCUCACUAUUCGUCUAAAAAGAUGUUGGUUUUAGAUGGUGAGUUACUGAAGACGGAUCCAGUUGCGGUGAUGGUUAAAGUUCAACAGUUUCUUGGGUUGAAAAGACAAAUUGACUAUAAAGAUAAAAUCAUAUUUGAUAAGACGAAAGGUUUUUAUUGCCCCGUCAAGAGCGGCCGUAAACAUUGUCUGCCCAAGAACAAAGGUCGCAGCUACCCUCCAAUGGACGACAAAUCAAAGGAAUUCCUUCGUCAGUUCUACCAGAAUUAUAACUUUCAACUUAGGAAUUUAUUAAUUAAAAAACAUCUACACACACCACAAUGGUUAGGGAAAGACUAACUCAUGGUUGUUUGAUAAUGGCAUGGAAACAUUAUUCAUUGAAACUCAACUUCCUUUUCAUGUUGGACGUCACCGACUCAACGGCAGCCAUCUUGUUAUGUUACGCAGGGCUUUGUGGAGAAAGAAACUGAUUGAUUGGUUGAAUUUAUUCGGAUAAAAAAAAACAGGUCAAAGAUACUUACACACCAACAGGAGAAAAGUUACUGAAACCAAAUAAACCAAAAUAGAACACAAGAUAAAAAUAGAGCACAACAUUUAAUUUUGUAAUCCAAGGAAAUCCCAAAGAAAAGCCAAAUACAUGUAAUAGGCUUGUUUCCAUUGGGGUCCUUAACUGUACUCUCUGGUUAACGGAGGAGAAUGAGUGAACGGAGUGUGGUGGAGUGUAGUCUGAGAUGAUGAUGACUGAAGAAGCAACAUUUGAAUCAAUUCUUACCGGUCUGGUCUUGCUUUUUGGAGGUGGAAGAAAAGGAGGCUGGAUGACGAGCAUCGGGUUCGCCCUACUUUAUGUUGUGGAGACGAAUUCAAUAACGUGUCAUCAUUAUAGAACCAAUAUUAUGGAUGCCCUCGCAGUUCCAAGUAGAAUAGAACAGAAAAAACACUUGAGAAUUGAGGACGGCUUAAAUGGGUAGUGUGAGCAUUCUACCUCCAUGGUGUGAGUGUUCACCAACUAUCAUGCUACGAGUGUGCUACGAAGUUUGAUGCCACAGGACUGUUUUUGCUGCGAAUGUUUCACUGUGUCAAGUUGAGCACAAUAACGCAGACAUUUUGAGAAAGAAAUGUUCUCUGGUUUAGGGAUGAGUACUAAAUGGUCGUAGAGGUAUGGAGUAUAGAAUUAGAUAAGAUCAUGGAGGACUCAAUUAUUCCUCCAUGAAGAGGAGUGUUUUUAAUUUGUAUAUAUUACUUUGUUUUUAUUUUGUAAAUAAAACUUAACUUCAAACACUUCCUGAUACCUGGCACUAUUCAGUCGAAGAUAAUACCACAAUAAAAACAUUGUUCCGAACAUGUGCAAUAGCUUUGAACUGCAUGGUAUAAAGCAAAGUAAAAUGUUAAAGGGACAUUGGAUCGGGCCCUCCAUGGAUCGGGUGAGUUGGCUUAUAUGAAAAGCGUUUAAAACCGUUUGUUAUGAAAUGCUAAUUAUGGAUAGAAAGGUGUUUUAACUUGUAGAAAUAGUGAUCCACACAAUGCCUUGAAUUGCGUGGUCGGUAUGAAAAAAAUAAACACGUAGUGAUGCCUCUAAAUAGUAAA